GGUCUGUUUUUUUUGUGAACCUUUUUUUUUGAUUUCCAUAGCUGCAUACAGAAGGCACCUGUCCUGCAUGUUGGGCCAUGGCAAUUCUUGUGUGAAGCGCCGGCUGCAAUGUUGGGCUCUAGCGCUCUAUGUGGCGCUGUGUAUUCUUUGGCGUUCACCGCCAUUCAGGCGAGAUUCAGAUCCUGGCGCCUUCGCAUUGCCUCUGCCGGGACGGACAGGUGGGCAAGAACCACCAGAGCCAGAACAUGAGAAUCAGUUUGUCAUCGACGUGGCGAACGAACUCUGGUUUGCAGCUGAUGAUUUGCUGACAGCUGGGUCCUUUAUGGGUGAUGAGGGCUGGGCGAACCGCGGUGAAAGCCCAGCAACCCUUGGAGCUGUUGGAAUUGCCAUGAGGAAUUCGGCUGAAGCCUUGCUCUUUGCCGAUUGGUGGACCGUGGCCGGCGAACUGGAGGUGGCCGGUGCAUCAGGUGACUUCUACUUUGAAGAGCAGGAUUUUCUGGACAUGACACAGGCGCUUCCAGAGGAGUUUGAUCGCUGGGGCCCAGAGGAGGCCUCCGCCAGCUCCUCGUCCGCCCAAGUAGCCUUGCGUCGCCUCAGCAGAGUGAUGGAUGACCUAGCGGAGCGGGUGGGAAAUGGCUCCGUCGCUGGCCAGGCGUUGCGGCGCAGCGCGGAGAAUUGGCGCCGCUGUGCGCGGCUACUGGCUGGGCAGGAGGCAGAUGCGGAAGAGCAGUCGUGAGACAAAAGUUUGGAUUUCCGCGAUGUCCUGCCAAA
Cladocopium goreaui is the source of this 771-nucleotide messenger RNA. Lineage: Eukaryota; Dinophyceae; Suessiales; Symbiodiniaceae. The record is from the annotation of a GenBank genome assembly.